AUGCAAAAGCAUCGAUCUGCCAAACAUAACGCAGUCAAAGGAGACUACGUCUGCGACAUAUGUGGAAAAAUAUAUCAUUACAAAGACAUCUUGCGAGCGCACAAGAACAAUCAGCACAAAAACAAGGACAAAUACAAGUGUGAUACUUGCGGCAAAGGUUUCCCGGCUCCCUGUUUGUUGUCUAAUCACGUUAAGGCGUAUCAUGAGGGAAUACGCGAAAUGUUCGCCUGUAGCGUAUGCAACAAGGUAUUCACAAGCAAUAGCUAUCUGAAACUCCACGUGAAAGCCGAUCACGAAGGAAUGCGCUACGUUUGCGCUGAAUGUGGCAAGGUUUACAAGCAAGAAGCUGUCUUUAAAAGACACAUGGCUACUCAUUCGAAAGAUUUUGUACCUAAAUUCCAAUGCACACACUGCGAGAUGAGCUUCAAAGAGAAAAGAACCCUCAAGUGCCACGUCAUGCUAAAACAUUCCGACUAUAAGGGCAUAGCUUGCGAAUACUGCGGAAAACUCGUGAAAAGCCUUAAAAAACACAUCAGGACGCAUACCGGUGAAAAGCCGUACCAAUGUGAAUAUUGCGAAAAAUCCUUCGCCAAUAUUGGUAACCUGAAGGACCACGAGAAGAUACACACCAAUGAAAUGCCGUUUGAAUGUGGCAUAUGUCAGAAGAAAUUCAAUCAAAGAGUUCGUCUAACUGUGCAUUUGAGGACUCAUACUGGCGAAAAAUCUCAUCGAUGUCAAAUAUGUUACAAGGGUUUCGCAACCGUCAACCUGUUGAAGAAACACAACUGUCAGGGACGACCGACGAUUGAUACGGCCAGCGAAAGAAUGCAGGCAAGCUAUGAGGAGGACAGGGCGUUAUGGUCUGGACAACCGUUUGCGCCACAAAUGGAAUAA
This is a messenger RNA of Acanthoscelides obtectus, 894 nucleotides long. The record is from the annotation of a GenBank genome assembly. Lineage: Eukaryota; Metazoa; Arthropoda; Insecta; Coleoptera; Chrysomelidae.